AUGGUCCUGGAAAGACUCAAGCAAAUGGCAGCUCAGCUGACUGGCCAGUUGCCAACACCCCAUCCCUUAGAUCCUCUCUCAAGCAGUGAAAUCAGGGAGGCAGUUGAAAUUGUUCGCAAAGAGCACAACGAUGUCUUCUUCAACGCCGUUACUCUCUGGGAGCCUAGGAAGAAGCAGAUGAUGGCCUGGCUGGCUUCACCCGAUACUGCCAAGAGGCCUCAUCGUGUAGCAGACAUCGUUGCCAUUGGCAGGGGGAGCAAAGUCUUUGACGGCACUGUUGAUCUCGAAGACAAGAAGAUAUUGACCUGGGAGCUUACAGAGGGUGUCCAGCCGUUGAAAGUCGUCCGCACAGAUCCCCAGGUCAUCGAACAGUGUGGCAUCGUGGGUAUUCCUCCAGAAGACAUGCAUAAAGUCUACUGCGAUCCAUGGACUAUCGGCUACGACGAGCGAUUCGGAAGCAACGUUCGUCUUCAGCAAGCUCUGAUGUACUAUCGCCCUCAUCCCGAUGACAGCCAAUACACAUAUCCUCUGGAUUUCUGUCCUAUAUUCAACGCAGAUACGCAGGAAAUCAUACACAUCGACAUUCCCAAAGUCAGGAGACAGCUCAACCAAGCGCCACCUAGUAACUUCCAUGGCGAGGCCAUUCAAAAGGAGAUUGGCCUUAGAACCGACGUCAAGCCAAUCGAGAUUUCGCAACCUCAAGGUGUAUCUUUCAAUCUAGACGGACGUACUCUCAAGUGGCAGAACUGGUCUGUUCAUGUUGGAUUCAACUACCGUGAAGGUAUCGUCUUGAGCAAUAUCAGUUUCAAUGACAGAGGCAACGUUAGACCCAUCUUCUACAGAAUGUCGCUGGCCGAGAUGCACCCCCACCAACGAAAACACGCUUUUGACCUUGGAGAGUAUGGCGCUGGAUAUAUGACCAACAGCUUGACGCUUGGUUGUGACUGCAAGGGUGCAAUUCACUACAUGGAUGCCGAUUUUGUCAACAGAGUGGGCGACGCGCAAACCAUCAAGAACGCCAUUUGCAUCCACGAAGAAGAUGCAGGUAUCCUGUUCAAGCACACCGACUUCCGCGACGAAUCAUGCACAGUGACUCGCGGCCGCAAGCUCAUCAUUUCACAAAUCUUCACUGCAGCCAACUACGAGUACUGCGUGUACUGGAUGUUCAUGCAAGACGGUACUAUCCAGCUCGAGAUCAAGCUGACUGGCAUCUUGAAUACCUACGCCCUCAACCCCGGAGAAUCGGCCGCUCCUUGGGGCACAGAAGUAUAUCCAGGGGUCAACGCCCACAAUCACCAACAUUUGUUCUGUUUGCGUCUAGACCCCAACAUCGAUGGACCAAACAACACUAUCUUCCAAGCCGAUGCAGUCCGAGGUGAUGGCGAAGUUGGCAGCGCAGAGAACUACUACGGUAACGCAUUCUACGCCAAAAAAACGGCACUCAAGACCCCUGCCACCGCCAUGAGUGACUACGACGGCAAUACCAGCCGUACUUGGGAUAUGGCCAACACCAGUAAGAUUAACCCAUAUUCGAAGAAGCCAGUCUCGUACAAGCUCGUCAGUCGAGAAGUCCCGCCUCUCUUGCCCAAGGAGGGCAGUCUUGUUUGGAAGAGAGCUGGGUUCGCCAGACAUGCUGUUCAUGUCACCAAGUACAUGGACGACCAGAUUCACCCGGCUGGACGCCAUGUACCUCAGACUUCUGGUGAGCCUUCGCAAGGUAUCCCUGCUUGGAUCUCCGAGGAGCCGGAGGCGAACUUGGAGCAGGAGGAUGUGGUAAGUUGGACCACCCCUGAAGACUAUCCUAUCAUGCCUGCUGAGCCCAUGACUGUGUUGCUUCGACCUCGCAACUUCUUCACGCAAAAUCCUUGUAUGGAUGUGCCUCCAAGCUACUCAACCACACCCACACAGAUGGCAGCCGGCAAGGGCGGCAUCAAGGGUGUUGUUGACAGUGUCAGUAGAUUGGCAUUUGACGACAAGACCAAGGGUGGGAGCAAUGAUUGUUGUGGCAAGUGA
Aureobasidium vineae is the source of this 2013-nucleotide messenger RNA. NCBI's taxonomy places the organism in Eukaryota, Fungi, Ascomycota, Dothideomycetes, Dothideales, Saccotheciaceae. The record is from the annotation of a GenBank genome assembly.